GAUUAGUUUGUCAUCACUCAUAUUUACAUUAUUGGCAGCACUUACAAAGUUUUUGCUGUCAAGUGUAGUGUGAGGACUGGGCCGUGUAAGAAAAUCUCUUCAAUUUCGAUAUUUUUUGGAUUUAAUCCUUGCUCUUAGAAAUAAACAAUUAUAUUCGAAAAAUGGCAUGUAACGCAAAUAAAGCACCUUUCCUCCGUUCGAUUGCAAAGCGUGGUUUGGCAAGUCAGUGUCCACGCCCAUUGGGACAAGCAGCUGAAGUCCAAUCAACUGUGUUGAAUAAUAAAUUAGUGGUCGCCACUGCCGAAGCCUCCCUGCCAAUUACGCGUGUGUCCAUUGUUUUACGCGCUGGAUCUCGCAAUGAAAGCUACGAAAACCAAGGAGCUGCACAUUUGUUACGCCUUGCUGCUAAUUUGUCCACCAAGAAUUCUAGUGCUUUUGCUAUAACUCGUAACAUCCAACAAGUUGGCGGUAGUUUGAGUGCAUCUAACGAUCGUGAAUUGAUUACUUACACCGUUGAAACUACGGCUAAUCAAAUCGAGACAGGAUUGCGUUACUUGCAAGACCUUGUACAGCCAGCUUUCAAGCCAUGGGAGCUUGCUGACAAUGUUCCACUUCUACGCACUCAGGUGUCCUCUGUUUCACCACAGGAGCGCGUUGUAGAAUUGUUGCACAAGGCCGCUUUCCGUUCCGGUUUAGGUAAUUCGAUCUACAUCCCAAAACACCAAAUUGGUAAAUUGUCCAGCGAGUCAUUACUCCACUACGUUGCCAACACCUUUGUGCCCAGCCGCUGCGCUGUCGUUGGCGUUGGCAUUGACCAAAACACCCUGUCAGGUUUUGCCCAGAACCUUGAAUUGGCCUCAGGAUCCGGAAAAUCGAAUUCCACUUCUUACUAUGGUGGCGAUGCACGCAAGGAUACAGCUGGUGUUGUUGCUCAUGUCGCUGUGGCUGGACAAGGUGGUUCACUACUUAACCAAAAGGAGGCUUUAGCAUUUGCCGUGUUGAAGCAAGCCGUAGGCGCAGGUGCUGCAACCAAAAGGGGUAAUAUUAAUGGCUCUUUUGGCAAAGCGUUGCAAAGUGCUGUAACCGAUGCAUCUGUUUCAUACUCAACCAUUAAUGCUUCGUAUGAGGAUGCUGGUCUGUUCGGAUUUUUGGUUUCUACAGAUGGACAACUAAUUGGCAAGGCCGUUGAUGCAUUGACACGCGCCUUGAAAUCCGGCUCAGUAUCUUCUAAUGAUGUUAACCGUGGCAAGGCUUUGCUUAAAGCUGCUAUUUUGGAAAGCUAUUCCACAGACAGCUCUUUGAUCAAUGCAAUUGGUGUUCAGGCUGUACAACUGAAACAGGUACAAAGCAUCGAGUCGUUGUUGUCUGCUGUCGAUGGUGUCACUCAGCAAGAAGUGCAAGAGGCUGCAAAGAAAGCUGGCUCAUCCAAGUUGUCCGUUGCGGCUGUUGGAAACCUAGCCAAUGUACCAUAUGCGUCAGAUCUAGCUUAAUUGUAAAAUUACAUGAAUUAUUGAUAUAUAUUAUUAAACAUACCAAUUGAGAACUUGGACAAAAUAUGUUUUGAUCUUCAACCAAAUCGAUUAAGUAGUGAAAAUUAGUCACUAAAGUGUAAUAAGCUGAUUGUUGUAACGGUAUUGUUAAAGUGAUACACAUUAAAAAUACAGUAGGAUCAAAAACUCGUUUUUACUCGUA
Molecule: messenger RNA, 1692 nt
Organism: Bactrocera oleae (olive fruit fly)
Lineage: Eukaryota; Metazoa; Arthropoda; Insecta; Diptera; Tephritidae
Gene: UQCR-C2
Product: Ubiquinol-cytochrome c reductase core protein 2
Cellular component (GO): mitochondrion
Molecular function (GO): metal ion binding
Source: RefSeq, a predicted model, not a curated record